AUGACGUGGCUGGCCCUUCGACCAGCCGCCUUCGCGCGGGUACCGGCCACAACGACAUGCCGGCCAGGCGUGCGCUUAUACUCCGGCGCGACGACCGGCGCCGGCCGCGUCUCGGACCCGCUCCGGAUCCUCUUCUGCGGCUCGGACGACUUCAGCUGCGCGGCACUGACCGCGCUGACCGUAGAAAAGAAGCGAAACCCGGCACUCAUUGAGUCGCUGGAGGUCGUUGUUCGGCCAAGCAAGCUGUCGGGGAGAGGGAUGAAGAAUGUUCGUGAGGUUCCGUUGAAGACCCUCGCUCAGCAGCUCAGAUUACCGAUUCACGUGAGAGACACGUUUACCAAGUGGCAGCCGCCCAGUAACUUCAAUCUCAUCGUUGCCGUCUCCUUUGGUCUUUUCGUACCUCCGAGAUUACUCAAGAUGGCAAAGUACGGAGGGCUGAACGUUCACCCAUCACUGCUCCCCGACUUCCGCGGCCCCGCGCCCCUCCAACAUACGCUCCUAAAAGGGCGCACGUACACAGGCAUCACGCUUCAAACCCUGGAUCACAAAGACUUUGAUCACGGCGACAUUCUGGCUCAAACACCGGUCCCAGGCAUCCCGAUCCCGGAAAACUGCAGCACGCAGCAGCUGCUCGACAUUGUCACGCCGCCGGCCGCCGAGAUGCUCGUCGACGGCCUACGUCGAGGUCUCCACGUCCCUCCGCACAUGAACGUCGGCUGGACAAAUUUCCCCGAGGGCUUCAGGGAGGACUCAUGUGAAGCACCCCAGCACGCGCCCAAGAUCACGAACCACGACCGCUGGUUUGCUUGGUCGGAGUGGACCGCCGACGAUGUCGUGACUCGGCAGCGCGUGCUAGGCGGCGUCUGGUCCUCUGCGAUCAACCAGACCACGGGCACGGAGAAGAGGAUCAAGUUGGGACGGGUAGACGCCGUGCCCCUCGAGGACAUGCCUGAGCACAUUAAGCAUUUUACUCGACGGUUGAAGGUGUACAAGAAAGAACGAAGAAUUGCUGACGAUACAAAGCCGGAGGAUGGUACAAAGGUAAAGCUCGUCAAUUGGAUUCAGGGAAAGCAAGACGGAUGUUGGAAAGUGCUUCAAUGUCCCUUUUUUGAGCACGAGGACGGGAAGAGCAUUUUGAUUCCCCUUGUUAAGGGCGAAAAGGUACUCAAGGUGUCGACCAUGAUCAUCGAGGGCUUCGCGGAACGUGCUGCCGUGAGCGCCAUCAAGAGCUUUGCCGUAGUCGGAAAUGAUCAUACUGAGGAAUCUACCGGCAGGCCCUGGGAAUUUAUUCUUUUUCCCUUUUAG
Molecule: messenger RNA, 1305 nt
Organism: Colletotrichum fioriniae
Lineage: Eukaryota; Fungi; Ascomycota; Sordariomycetes; Glomerellales; Glomerellaceae
Gene: FMT1
Product: Methionyl-tRNA formyltransferase
Biological process (GO): conversion of methionyl-tRNA to N-formyl-methionyl-tRNA; biosynthetic process
Cellular component (GO): mitochondrion
Molecular function (GO): methionyl-tRNA formyltransferase activity
Source: RefSeq, a predicted model, not a curated record